UCGGCUUACUAAAUAGUACCCUAAAAUGAAAGGGGAAGAGAAAGAGGAACAGGGUGCGUCAAUUGGUACUGUUUGGAGGAAAGGGGGAAAGCAGUGGAGGAUCGAUUGAAUUAAAAAAGAAAAGAAAAGAAUGAGCGGCGGAGAUAUACACGCAGCGGCGAGGUCCGGUGACCUUUCAAAACUUCAAUCAAUUCUGGCGUCUAACCCUUUGGCCGUUAAUUCCCGAGAUAAGCACUCCAGAACUCCACUACAUUUAGCAGCAUGGGCUGGGCAAGCACAGGUAGUGAGUUAUCUUUGCAAGCAAAAGGCUGAUGUCGGUGCUGCUGCCAUGGAUGACAUGGGUGCGAUUCAUUUUGCGGCGCAGAAAGGACAUCUAGAGGUUGUCCGAACUCUGCUUUCAUCAGGAGUUUCAGUGAGAGCCACUAAUCGCAAGGGAUUGACUCCACUUCACUAUGCUGUUCAAGGGUCCCAUCUAGAAGUAAUCAAAGUCUUAUUAAAGAAAGGUGCAAGUCUUGAUGCCAAAACAAAAGCUGGGAAAACCCCACUUGAUCUUGCAGUCAGUGAAGAAAUUCGGUCAUUACUGAAAGAACGUGAACAGGCCCCUGAGGAAGUAAAUGCGGGUGGUAAAAGGAAGGUUGAACAACCUGAUUCUUCAAGGCCACCGUUGGAUAAACCGGAAAACUCCAAUGAUGAAGCUACUGCGGCUGAGCAUGACGGGCAAGAGGAGGAGAGUGUAAAAAGGAAAGGUGAUGACAAUAAACCAGAAGGCGUGUCAGAACCUAAGAAACCAAGAGUUGUUCUUAAGCAUCUCAGUGAAGAUGACACUCAGGAAGAUGACGAUACCUAGUGAGGACAACGCUAGAGUGGAAUCCAUGAGCAUUGCUUGAACCAAAAUUUGUUACAAGAUGGUGAAUCAGUUAAUGCAACGCUAACAAUCGGAGUAGUGCUUUAUGAUUAGAUUAUUUACGCUAAGUUUUGGUUUUUUGUGUGUUUUGAUUUGAACCCAGACAUUGCCAUUUUUUUAGUUGUUAGUGGCUAGCAAUUUGACAGCAGAUGCGCUUAAGCAGUUACGCCAAACACAGUCUAUAACAAUUUACUAAAGAUUUGGUAUGCCCUUGUCUUUUGUUUAA
Gossypium raimondii (Peruvian cotton) is the source of this 1130-nucleotide messenger RNA. RefSeq lists its product as uncharacterized. Gene Ontology annotation, cellular component: nucleus. Gene Ontology annotation, molecular function: protein binding; transcription cis-regulatory region binding. NCBI's taxonomy places the organism in Eukaryota, Viridiplantae, Streptophyta, Magnoliopsida, Malvales, Malvaceae. Gene Ontology annotation, biological process: positive regulation of transcription by RNA polymerase II. The record is from RefSeq and is a predicted model, not a curated record. The transcript is spliced from 2 exons. Bases 131 to 847 code for a protein of 238 amino acids.